This is a messenger RNA of Zootermopsis nevadensis, 567 nucleotides long. NCBI's taxonomy places the organism in Eukaryota, Metazoa, Arthropoda, Insecta, Blattodea, Termopsidae. The record is from RefSeq and is a predicted model, not a curated record.
GGGAAGUCUUAAGCUCAUGUCACUGCUUCAACGCUGUUACGAAGACGUGGCGCGAGGUGGCGCCCAUGCAUAAACGCAGACGCCAUUUUAGUGUGGCUGUUCUGCGAGGAGCAGUGUACGCCAUGGGCGGUUACGGUUAUAGUGAGAUUCACAGAACGGCUGAAAGAUACGACUGCAAGGCGAACCAGUGGUCUUUGAUCGCUCCCAUGAACACAAAGCGAACCCAUGCAAGUUCGACUGUGCUGAAUGACAAAAUAUACGUCGCUGGUGGAAGUACUGGUAUGAAUUAUCUAAACUCGGUGGAAGUUUAUGACCCGGACACCGACCAAUGGACGUUCGUUUCACCAAUGCUUUUUGGACGUGCCUGUUUUUCUUCCGUCGCCUUCAACGGCUGUCUGUACGCCAUAGGUGAGAACUCUGGACAUUCUGUGUGAUACUCCUCUAUCCUUCUAGCAGAACUUGCUAUUGUGAAAUGUUUUCCUACUUUUCUUAGAGUGACUGAGUUUUUAUGAACAGCAUUUUUCUCCUGUCAUUACAGAGAUAUAGUUUGUCAGUAAUUUUAACCCC